This is a messenger RNA of Carassius gibelio (silver crucian carp), 2377 nucleotides long. Its product is annotated as E3 ubiquitin/ISG15 ligase TRIM25. The record is from RefSeq and is a predicted model, not a curated record. The transcript has 7 exons. Gene Ontology annotation, molecular function: zinc ion binding; protein binding. The coding region runs from base 209 to 1894 and encodes 561 amino acids. Lineage: Eukaryota; Metazoa; Chordata; Actinopteri; Cypriniformes; Cyprinidae.
GGUGCAAAUACAAACUGAAACUGAAAUCAAACAUUAACUUUUUUUAGCCACUUCCUAAAAUAAUUGACAUUUCUGUCAAAUUUUCCGUUGCGUACAGAAAGUAUUCAGACCCCCUUCAAAUUUUCACUGUUAUAUUGCUGCCAUUUGCUAAAAUCAUUUAAAUUGAAGAAGAAACAGCCGAGCAACAGAGAAGGACCGCAGCUUUGAAAUGGCAGAAGCCAGCAUCAAAUGGGCUGAGGAUCAGUUCAUGUGUUCAGUGUGUCUGGAUCUACUGAAGGAUCCAGUGACAAUUCCCUGUGGACACAGUUACUGUAAGGGAUGCAUCUCAGGUUGCUGGGAUGAGGAGGAUUGGAAGGGAAUCUACAGCUGUCCUCAGUGCCGACAGACCUUCACACCAAGACCAGUUUUAGGAAAGAAUGUGGUGUUUGCUGAAAUGGUGGAGAAACUGAAGAAGACAAGACUCCAAGCUGCUCCUUCUCCUGUUCCUACUCUUCAUCAUCACGCUGGAUCUGUAGAUGUAAAGUGUGAUUCCUGCACUUUAAUUAAACGCAAAGCAGUGAAAUCGUGUCUGGAGUGUCGAAGCUCUUACUGUCAAAAUCACCUCAAACAGCAUGAGAAUCUCUUCAGAGGUAAAGGACACAAUCUUAUGGAUGCCACUGGACGACUGCAGGAGAUGAUGUGCCCUCAACAUGAUAAAAUGCUGGAAGUAUACUGCCGUACUGAUCACCGGUGUAUCUGUGUGCUGUGUUUGGUGGAUGAACACAAAAAUCAUGACACGGUAUCAACUGCAGCAGCGAGGACAGAGAAACAGAGACAUUUGGAGGGGAAACAGAGACAAUUCCAGAAAAUAAUCCAGCAGAAAGAGAAAGAUCUGCAGGAGCUGAGAGAGGCUGUGGUGUCUCAUAAGUGUUUUGCACAGACAGCAGCAGAGGACAGUGAGAGGAUCUUUACUGAAAUCAUCCGGUCCAUUCAUAAACAUCGCUCUGAGGUGAAGCAGCUGAUCAGAGAUCAGGAAAGAGCUGCAGUGAGUCGAGCUGAAGCACGACUAGAUGAACUGGAGCAGGAAAUCAGUGAUCUGAAGAGGAGAGACAUUGAGCUGAAGCAGUUUUCUGAAGCACAGGAUCAUGUUCAUUUCCUUCAGAGUUGGCCUCCUGUCUCUUUCUCUGAAUCUACAGACGGCUUCACUAUCAGUUCUCAUCUCUGUUUUGAAAACAUUGUUGAGUCUGUCUCUCGAAUCAGAGACAAACUGCUGCAGUUCUGCACAGAGACUAUAGAAAACAUAUCGGGAACAGUGAAAACUGUCCAGGUCAUUGGCACUCCUGAAUAUCAAAACAGAGAAGAGUAUCUACAAUAUUCAGGUCUGUUGACUGUGGAUCCAAACUCAUUGUUUUACGGCCUCCAUCUGUCUGAAGGAAACACCGUGAUGACUGUCACUGACACACAUCAGUGUUAUCCUGAUCAUCCUGACAGAUUUGAUUCUUGGGCCGAGGCAUUGUGUAGAGAGAGUGUGACUGAACACUGUUACUGGGAGGUGGAGUGGAGUGGUGAUGGUACGUCAGGAGUGGAUAUAGCAGUGACAUAUAAGAGCAUCAAGAGGAAGGGUGGUGGACCUGAAUGUGCAGCUGGACGUAAUGACAAAUCCUGGAGUUUGUACUGUACUCCCACUUUCUGCUCAUUCUGGCACAAUAACACUGAGACUGUCCUUCCUGUAACCCAUGUGUCCAGUAGAAUAGGAGUGUAUGUCGAUCUCAGUGCAGGGAUUUUGUCCUUCUAUAGUGUGUCUGACACAAUGAGCCUCAUCCACAGAAUCCAGACCACAUUCACUCAGCCGCUCUAUCCUGUGUUUGGAUUUGAUAGACAGACAGUGGUGAAACUGUGCCAUCUCACCAGUUAAAUCAUACAGAGAGACUACAGAUUUGUAUUUUAUUCAUGUUGUCUUGUAGUCUUUUUGAUUAAAUGUAUCUUUAGUUUGAUUCUCAGAAGUAACGUUCAAAUCUUCCGGUAAGAUACUUUUAAUAUAUUUGUUUCAGAUUUUUGGAAUCUUUUUUUUUUUUUUUUUUUACAUGGAUUUGGUCACAUGUAGUUCAUGUUUAAUAGACUACCAAACAUAACACUUAAGUACAUUCCUAGCUAGUAUAACUAAUUAAAUUCCCAAUGUGGUGAUUGAUUAAUCUGAUUAAUCAAAAUUUAAUGACAUAUCAACUUGGAUCAAUUUUAUGUUAAAUGAGACAUAAAUAGACAAACUUUUUUGAGCUGGGGGCCACGCUUCUGUCUAUGGGGCCUUUGAUGUUGAUGAAAUUUCAUUUUGUGGUCUUGUUGAAGACACUGAAGACAUUUUAUGAUUGUAGUGUAACCAAUAAAUUUGAAGUUGAUUUAA